AUGCGGCCGACGCUGCUCGCCAUCCCCCUCUUCCUGCUCUCCGCCCAAGACUUCGCCAAGGCCAUCAGGUUUGACAUCAAGGCGCGCCCCCGACGGUCGCUCUCAAGCGGGCUCGCGCGCCGGGCAGCCGACAUAUCUGGGACCACGUCCGUCGCGGAUGUCGGAGAUGUGCAGUACGACACGAACAUCACACUCGGCGGGAAGACUUUCACUGUUCAAAUAGACACAGGAAGUUCCGACCUGUGGGUUGCCGGCGACGUACCAAACACGUCUGACACCACGAAGACAGCGAAGGUCACCUAUGCCGUCGGUGAGGUGGAAGGCUCCGUGCUGACUGCUGAUUUAACCUUCGCGGGGUACACCAUUUCCAAUCAGGCGUUCAUCUCAGUGACUGCCAACUCAGAGAACACGGACGGAGAUGGACUAAUCGGCCUGGGCCCUAACACAGGCUCACAAGUGCUCGAUGCCCUCGACAACGCCGAUAAGGGCAACCCCGUGCUCGACCGCAUCUUCAAACAGAACACCUCGACCCCAAAUUACAUCACUGUUCGCCUAGGACGGUUAGACGACCCAACAAGUCCUCAGACGGGCGAGUUCACAGUCGGCGAGAUCCUUUCCGGCUACGGGGACGUCGUGAAUCAGCCCAAGCUGUCGGUUACUGUGCUUCCGUCUUCAAACUCGGUGAAUCAACACUGGCAAGUGCUUCUGGAUGAGAACGGCAUAGUCGGCCCCGCAAACGAAAACGUCAUCAGCGAACUCAACAUAAAGACUGCUGUCGACUCGACUUCCAGCAGCCACCAGCUCACUGUCAUUUUUGACACCGGAUACUCACUACCACAAGUUCCCUCGAAAGUCGCAGAAGCGUUUUACUCGCACGUGCCCAACGCGCAACUCGUAUCGCGCAGCGACUUGUCCGGAAACGUCUGGCAGAUUCCUUGCGAUAAAGAGGUCAACGUCACUUUCAAGUUCGGAGGAGCCAGCUACCCCAUCCACCCCUUGGACACGAAUCUUGACCUCAACCUCACUGAUUCGAGCGGUAAGCACAUCUGCGUUGGUGCUUUCCAGCCAUUCGACGCCAGCGAUGGUGCGACGUAUGACAUGAUUUUCGGCAUGGCGUUCCUUCGCAACACCUACACCUACAUCAACUUCGGCGACUUCGUCGACGGCACCACCACCACCGCCAGCCCAUACGUCCAGCUCCUCAGCCUGACCAACAGCUCGGCCGAGUGGCACUCGGACUUCGUCACCUCCCGCGGCAACUCCCCCUGGUCGCCCUCCGCCGCCACGCUCGCCCAGCGCCUCAAGGCCCGCCUCCCGCUCGUCAUCGGCGUCGCCGUCGGCGCCCUCGUCCUCCUCCUCGCGCUCAUCGGCGGCUGCAUCUGGCGCAGCCGCCGCUCCAAGGCGCGCUACGCCCAGGUCGGCGCGCCGCCCGCCCCCGGCGGCGGCGGCGGUCCGUUCUGGGGCGGCCGCCAGCGCCGGUACCAGCCUCUGGACGAGCCCGCGCCCGAGGCGUACGGCAUGCACCCGCCAGGGCACCGGCCCACCCCGAGCCAGGGCUACGAGAACCCGUGGGACUCGCGGCUCUAG
Messenger RNA from Epithele typhae, 1587 nucleotides. RefSeq names its product acid protease. NCBI's taxonomy places the organism in Eukaryota, Fungi, Basidiomycota, Agaricomycetes, Polyporales, Epitheliaceae. Gene Ontology annotation, molecular function: aspartic-type endopeptidase activity. The record is from RefSeq and is a predicted model, not a curated record. Gene Ontology annotation, biological process: proteolysis. Bases 1 to 1587 code for a protein of 528 amino acids. The transcript has 8 exons.